Molecule: messenger RNA, 342 nt
Organism: Owenia fusiformis
Lineage: Eukaryota; Metazoa; Annelida; Polychaeta; Sabellida; Oweniidae
Source: the annotation of a GenBank genome assembly
CAACUCCACUACAAAAAGCGUAGGAGAAGGAGAGACACAGGGAGAGAAAGAGAAUAACGCUUUAGGGGUCAAUGUUUGGGAGGACCAAUCAUAUUGGAGCAAAAAUAGCAUAAUCCCAGAAAUAAGCAACAAAUGUCCCCGGGAUUCUGACACUGCCAUGUUUGGGCGUGUUGCUUCGAAGAAAUCGGCUGGCUACAUUCGCAACCAAGGGGAGUUCAAAAACCCCAUAACUCACGCAGAACACACCAACGACUUUGGUGGAGCCAGCGGGGAGAGACAACCGUCAGCCAAUCCCCAGAAGGCUCAUUAUAGCCAGCAAGGUGGCUUCAACCCAAUUACAGG